UUCGUUACCUCGCACUAACCCUUGACAUCAGUCGCUAUUUAAAAGUUGGGCUCGAGAAGAAGCAUAUGAUUGGUUUGCAGCCUGAAGCUGCAAACCAAUCAGACAACGGCUUUUAUAUCGGUCGAAAACAAAACUAAACAGUAAACACGCAUGGCGAAGGCAUUAUGGUGUAAAAUUUGUGGCCAAUGAGUACAAGACAGAUACCGUCGAUUGAUAUUCGGGAGUUCGUUUUGCUUGAAGAAACAAUUAGACGAGGAUUUGGGGUAUGAUCCGAAUGAAAAUGAUGGAUUGUCGAAGUACGUUUGUCGACUAUGUUUUAACAAAUUGUCCAAAAUAAUGCGAACAACUUCGUAAGAUAGCGAUUUACCACUGCCGGUUUUAGUCCCAAUAAAAACAUCUUUUCCUUCUCUGAUACAUGAUAUCGAAAGCUUUUGGUUUUCAGUCAAAUGAUCGAUUUGAUGUUUUUCACAUAUCUUUUCGUCAACGGACGCCAAUUUUUACUUUCUGUUUAUUCCCUUACCAAACUUUCAUCUGAAACAAGAAAUUCCAUUGGCUGAUUAAUUUUAGCGUAUCGCGUCAUCCUUCUUCUCGAGCCCAACUUUUAAAUAGCGACUGAUGUCAAGGGUUAGUGCGAGGUAACGAAUUAAUAACCCUUGACUUGUGAAGAUGGCACAGCGUCCGUGUCGACAGUGAUUCAUUUUUAAAAAACAGAAUUUAAGCAUUUAAAAAUGAGGUGAACUUCUUCAAUUUGGUACAGUAAUACUGUUCUUGGAAGUUAAAAAGAAAGUAAAUAUUUUGCCAAGAAACGACUGUUGAACAUAUUAUAGAAGAUGGAAAAAGCUUUAGCUAUAUCACACUCCUUUAACACGGUAUGGAAUCAGGAAGAUUAUGAGAACGAGGAUAUUCCAAAUGCCGUCAUGUAUGGGACAAUCAGAGGAGUAGUAGAGAUAAGUCGACAAUUCCGUGGACAGGUUGAUGCAAAUGAACUUGUGACAUUAAGGAGAGGUGAAAGAAGAUAUUCCAUAAAUGUCCUGAACCAGUAUGGCCAAGCAGUUGGAAAUUUGCAGAGCGACCUGGCUAAAAUUUUGUCGCCAUUGAAAGACAAACGACAGAUUCAGUGGAGGGGAGUUAUUCCAUAUGGAACUGUAGAUCGAGUUUUGAAUACUGUUGCGAUAGACAUUACGAUUUGGGGUGUGGUAGGGGAGAAAAUAAGGACUGUGAAGAAACUUUCAAGGCUCGAUGGAUUUUUGAAUGUAUCUGUUAAUCCCAAUGAAUCAGAAGAGGAGAUAAAACGGGCAAUUUUAUAUUACCGAGACCAGUGGUACAUUGUUUUCAAUGAAAACCGCUUCAAGAAUCUGAAAGAGGAGGGCUUAGAGUUGGACAAGUUAUUUGAAAGUCUAACAGAAGGAGAUAAAGCUGCUAUUCUGGAACCUCCAAAGUCGAUAUCAACGCCACUUCACAGAUACCAGAAACAAGCUCUUCACUGGAUGACGGAACGAGAAAACGGAGAGCAGCUUCCUCCAUUCUGGGAGCACAAAGAUGGUAAAUUCUACAAUCACGUGACAUCUUGUGAACAAGUCUCUAGACCCCUUAGUGUUCGAGGAGGUAUUUUAGCUGAUGACAUGGGUUUAGGAAAAACUCUGGUAGUGAUUGCUCUCAUUAUGUCCGACCGGAAGGACGAGGAGCAAGAGACACUGCAAGCAGAAAGUGAGGUGAUUGAGAUGGAAGUUGAAGACAGCAGCCAGACCAACCAGAAUGAUGAUUCCGAUCAAGACGUCAUUUUUGUGGGUGAAGAAAAGUGUGAAGUGAUAGAGAUAGACUGUGACGAAUCGGAUGAGGAACUACCAAAUUCUCCAUCAUCAGUGAUAGACAUCGAAUCCGAUGAGGAGGACGAGAACGAAGACAAUGAUGAUAUAGAAACAUCAAUAAGCAAUGACGUUUCAGAUUUCCAGAAACUAUGCAAUUCAGACGAAAGACGCUUCCCUACUUUGAUUGUAGCACCAUUGUCUAUCUUGAAUGUUUGGCAGACACAACUUCACGAACACGUACACGAGCGUUUUCGUCGGAAGAUUCUGUUGUUCCACAGAGAUAACAAAGAACGGUACAACUGUUCUCUAACCGAACAAGAUAUCGUCAUCACAACAUACGAAACACUGCUUAGAGACUUUCAGGGAGUACAAAUGUUACAAAGGGUGCAUUGGUUCAGAAUAGUUUUGGAUGAAGGUCAUAAGAUUAAAAAUCCCUCAGCUAAACGCUCAAAGGCCAUCUGUAACCUUCAAACAGAGAGAAAAUGGAUCCUAUCAGGAACUCCUAUUCAGAAUAAAAUCGGUGAUUUGUGGUCAUUGAUAAAGUUUCUCGACAUUGACACAUUCAAAGAUUAUCAUUGGUGGCAACGAGCGAUUGAAAUCCCUUUGAAAUAUGGCGAUGCUAGUGCGAAAAGACGGAUAUACAAGUUGAUGAGUUCCAUUGCUCUAAGAAGAACAAAGGAAACAAAACUAAAUGGGAAAAAAUUGAUUGAGUUACCGGAAAAAGAAGUUCAGAUUGAAUACGUAGAAUUCUCUGAGAAAGAAGGAGAAAUUUAUAACAAACUGUUUCAGGGUUAUGCAAAUUCUAUUAGGAAUAGAAUAGAGGAAGAAGGAAUGAUUGGAUGUGGUGUGGAAGUGUGUUGUGCCCUCCUGCGUCUCCGACAGUAUUGUUGUCAUCCAUCUCUUGUCGACAAAAAUAUCAACAAUAUUUUGAUUGCUGCCGAGACAAGAAAUCGUCAUACGUACAUACAACGUCUGGCUUGUUUUCUUCGAUCGUCGUCAAAUGUGUGCAGUAUAUGUCUUCAUAUCCCUUGUUGUGCAGUCAUCUUUCCAUGUGAACACGUGUUUUGUGAAAACUGCAUUGUUCCAGUUAUGUCUCACGAUGAUAUGGGAACGUGUCCGAACUGCCGCAGAGAAAUACGACUUAAAUCCUUUCACAAAAUGACACAAGGGGAGAUGGCUCUGCGAAUGGCCAAGCCUGAACUAGAUGAAUGGAAAGCAAGCCCUAAGACUGUAGCGUUGAUAAAUGAUUUGAGGAGGUUACGAGAUGAAGAUCCCAGCAUAAAGAGCUUGGUAGUGUCUGAGUUCACCAAGCUACUGGAUCUAAUUGAACUGCCUUUCAGGAAACUUAAUUUUAAGUUUGUUCGUUUUGAUGGCACAAUGAGUCAGAACGCAAGAAGGAAAUGCAUUGAAGAUUUUUCAAGUCAAGAGGAAAACUCCCCAACAGUAAUGUUGCUGUCUCUAAAGGCGGGAGGAGAAGGCAUCAGUCUAGUAGCAGCAUCAAAGAUAUUCCUUCUAACCCCGCACUGGAAUCCAGCUACUGAAGAGCAGUGUUUUGAUAGAUGUCACAGACCUGGACAGACGAAAAACGUCUCUAUUACAAAAUACAUUGUUAAAGAUUCCAUAGAGGAUAAAAUCAUGGCCAUUCAAGAGGAAAAAAGAAAAUUAGCUGACUUAGCAUUCAAUUUUGAGAAAAAAUCUUCGGGACUUAACAUGAAUGAGAUCAAGAUACUGUUUGACUUGUAAGAGUUUUCGCAAACUCGCUUUUUACAUAUGAAACAAUCAAGUGAAAAUGAUGCGCUCAAGUUUAUUGUCAUAAAUGAACGCCAUUUUGAAAGGUCAUUAGGAUAUGUAAAAGAACAGUUAAUUCACAGUAAGCAAUUUGCAAUCUGUAUUUUCAGUUGACACUGAUAAAAUGGCAUUCAGCAUUUCUCAAUUGGAUAUUAGCAACUGACACUUAGAAUUAGUAUUUGAAAUUAAGCAUAAAACAUUUGACAGUCAGGAUAUGGCAAGUAUCAAUAAUGAGAUGAGAAGAUUUUAUCCUAAUUGCUGAUUAGCAACAAAAAAACAUUGUGCAUUUAUAGAUUUUAAACAAGCAUUUGUUACGGUAUGGGUUGGCCUUGGAACAAUCUCCUUAAAAGUAGGUAAAUGCCUUAUAUAUAUAUAUAUAUAUAUAUAUAUAUAUAUAUAUAUAUAUAUAUAUAUAUAUAUAUAUUGGAACUGUAUAUUUUCCUGCUUUUUAUUAAAUUAUUUAGACUGUGUGAUAUCAACUCUUUCUAUUUGGAUUAUAUAUAUAUAUAUAUAUAUAUAUAUAUAUAUAUAUAUAUAUAUAUAUACACCAUAUGUACAAGGGUAUUGCAUCCAAAGUCUGUACUAAUGGUGUGUCAUCCAGACAUUUUAGGUAGCAUAAUUGGUGUACAUAUAUGUAUGUCAAGGAGAAUACAUAUCUCUCCAUUUCUAUUUUCAUUAUAUAUCAAUGAUUUCGUACUGAAGAAGUCUUAUCUUUGUAUAUGAAAAUAUUUACAUUUAUCUUGUUUGAUACAAACGACACUGUCAUUUAGCAGAUUUUGUAAAGGUUUUGCAACAUGCAUUGAAUGAAUUUAGUGAAACAAGUUGUGAAAUAUUGUAUUCCACUAAUAAUUUGUUAUUAAGAAAACGUGUAUGUUUAUUUUGAAGAUUUUAAAAUAUGUUGUCUAUUCUAUUCAUUUACUUCCGAUAUGACCCUUAUGUUAAUAUAUCUACAUUAUAUGUAAAUAGUUUUUUUUUGUACUUCAUGUAUCAUUUCAUGGUUUUGAGAGAGUAAACUGAACUGGGAAUGAACAUUCAGCGAUCAAGAUCUAUCAACUAAAAUGUCGGUUGAUAAUUCCUUGAUAAAAGAAAUACAUUAUGAACCAAAGUGACUCUUUCCUAAAAAUGUUGUCAACAUUUUCAUCAAUAUUUUCCGCGAGUUCAGAUAUGUUUGUAGAGACUGAUUGUACCUCUGUUGAAUAUUUGUUUCAGUUACAUUUUCACCUUCAUUUGAAUUUAUUUCUGUUUGAUGUGUAAUUUGAUGACAUGUUUAUCUUUGUACCAUUUGCUCGAUCUGUGAUUUUAUGGCGUGUUUGGAUGUGCAUUGUAUUCCGACUUUACCUUUUAUGGUAAGACUGCCAGUUUCUCUGAUCAAUUGAGUAAAUUACAAUACCUGGACAAUAAAUAGUUAAGAUUUUGACAGGUAGAAAGUACUCUUGUACGCUAAGCUGAGCUUCGUAUUAAUCAUGCAUUUAUCAUAACAGAUAUUGUAUGUCAAAAUAAUUAAAGUAGAGGCAAGUUUUAAAAGAAA
Molecule: messenger RNA, 5124 nt
Organism: Ostrea edulis (European flat oyster)
Lineage: Eukaryota; Metazoa; Mollusca; Bivalvia; Ostreida; Ostreidae
Product: helicase-like transcription factor
Exons: 22
Coding region: 831-3551 (906 amino acids)
Molecular function (GO): ATP binding; ATP-dependent chromatin remodeler activity; metal ion binding
Source: RefSeq, a predicted model, not a curated record